Acanthochromis polyacanthus (spiny chromis) is the source of this 3650-nucleotide messenger RNA. RefSeq names its product ribosomal protein S6 kinase a, like (gene rps6kal). Gene Ontology annotation, biological process: protein phosphorylation. The coding region runs from base 280 to 2463 and encodes 727 amino acids. The record is from RefSeq and is a predicted model, not a curated record. NCBI's taxonomy places the organism in Eukaryota, Metazoa, Chordata, Actinopteri, Pomacentridae. Gene Ontology annotation, molecular function: ATP binding; magnesium ion binding; ribosomal protein S6 kinase activity. The transcript is spliced from 22 exons.
AACUCUCAUUCACUGACGGUCAGGUACCACGGUAGCCGCCAUAUUCGCAUCCAUGGCAGGGUAGCGGUGUUCUCGGCGAGCGUGCGAUCCAGUCAUCAACAUCUACCGUUCCCCGCACUGUCCCCUCCGGAUCCGGUCCCGGUAGCGGCCACCCAGCGUGCAUCCGAACAUCAAAGCAGAAACAGCCGGACUUCCACACAAGGGGAAGAACAUGCAACGUGGAGCGGGGGUCUAGGUGGACUACGAUGCCUUAGACUGAGAGAGGAAUCCUGGCACAAGAUGGAGGUAAACAGCGUUAGUAGUGAGGUCAAUGGACAUCAGAUCAUGGACGAGCCCAUGGAGGAGGGAGAGUCUUUCUCACACUGUGAUGACGGGACAUAUAAGGAGAUCCCUAUCACCCACCAUGUGAAAGAGGGCUGUGAAAAAGCUGAUCCAUCUCAGUUUGAACUACUCAAAGUCCUCGGCCAGGGCUCUUUUGGCAAGGUGUUUCUUGUCAGGAAGAUUGUGGGUCCAGAUGCUGGUCAGUUAUAUGCAAUGAAAGUUCUAAAAAAGGCAUCGUUGAAAGUCAGGGACAGAGUUCGCACUAAAAUGGAAAGAGACAUUUUAGUGGAAGUCAAUCAUCCCUUCAUAGUGAAAUUGCACUACGCCUUUCAGACAGAAGGGAAACUGUAUUUAAUACUGGACUUUCUCAGGGGAGGGGAUGUAUUCACUCGCUUAUCCAAAGAGGUUAUGUUUACAGAGGAAGAUGUGAAAUUCUACCUUGCAGAGCUGGCCCUGGCCCUCGACCACCUGCACAACCUGGGCAUAGUUUACAGAGAUCUCAAGCCAGAGAACAUCUUACUUGAUGAAGCUGGACAUAUAAAGUUAACAGACUUUGGCUUGAGUAAAGAGUCAGUAGAUGCUGAUAAGAAGGCUUAUUCCUUCUGUGGUACGGUGGAGUAUAUGGCCCCUGAGGUGGUCAACAGGAGAGGACACACGCAGAGUGCAGAUUGGUGGUCCCUGGGAGUAUUAAUGUUUGAGAUGCUAACAGGGACAUUACCAUUCCAAGGGAAAGACCGCAACGAGACCAUGAACAUGAUUCUCAAAGCUAAGUUGGGAAUGCCCCAAUUCCUAAGCUUGGAAGCCCAGAGUUUGCUGAGAAUGCUGUUUAAACGUAACCCUUCUAACAGACUAGGGGCCGGGUCCGAUGGAGUGGAGGAGAUCAAACGGCACGCUUUCUUUUCCACCAUCGACUGGAAUAAACUGUACAGGAGAGAGCUACAGCCCCCAUUCAAGCCUGCAGCAGGUAAACCGGAUGACACGUUCUGCUUCGACCCAGAGUUCACUGCUAAAACGCCUAAAGAUUCCCCAGGUAUCCCGCCCAGUGCUAACGCCCACCAGCUCUUCAAAGGCUUCAGCUUUGUUGCUCCAGCCCCGAUGGAUGAGAACAAGAGCUCCCCGCUGCUCAGCAUACUCCCCAUAGUUCAGAUGCACGGGGGCUCGGCCAAGUUCUCCGAUCUGUACGAGCUGCAGGAAGACAUAGGGGUUGGCUCCUACUCUAUUUGUAAACGCUGUGUACACCGAGUCUCUGCUAUGGACUAUGCUGUGAAGAUUAUAGACAAAAGUAAGAGGGACCCCUCUGAGGAGAUUGAAAUCCUGAUGCGAUACGGACAGCACCCCAACAUCAUCACUCUGAAAGACGUGUAUGAUGAGGGCAGGUAUGUAUACCUGGUAACAGAGCUGAUGAAAGGAGGGGAGCUGCUGGAUAAAAUCCUCAGGCAGAAGUUUUUCUCUGAGAGAGAGGCCAGCGCUGUGCUCUACACCAUCACCAAGACUGUUGACUACCUCCACUGCCAAGGGGUGGUACACCGAGACCUGAAGCCCAGCAACAUCUUAUAUAUGGAUGACUCGGGGAAUCCUGACUCCAUCAGGAUCUGUGACUUUGGAUUCGCCAAGCAGCUUCGGGGAGGCAAUGGCUUGCUCCUCACCCCCUGUUACACUGCAAACUUUGUGGCACCAGAGGUACUAAUGCGACAAGGUUAUGAUGCAGCGUGUGAUAUAUGGAGUCUUGGAGUUCUACUGUACACCAUGUUGGCAGGGUACACACCGUUCGCUAAUGGGCCAAAUGACACACCAGAGGAGAUUCUUCUUCGGAUAGGAUCCGGAAAGUUCUCUUUGACGGGUGGCAAUUGGGAUACUGUAUCAGACACCUCAAAGGACCUGCUUUCACAUAUGCUUCAUGUGGACCCUCACCAGCGAUACACAGCCGAGCAGGUUCUAAAGCAUUCCUGGAUCACGUGUAGAGAUACGCUACCGCACUUCCAGCUCACACGCCAUGAUGCACCGCACCUCGUCAAGGGAGCCAUGGCUGCCACCUACUCAGCACUGAGCCAGAAAACCAGUCAGCCGGUGUUGGAGCCCGUGGCGGCAUCCAGUUUAGCCCAGAGACGCAGCAUGAAGAAACUCACCUCAACAGACAUGUAGACUCACAUCGCUCACCCUCCAGUUUGGACCUCACUCUGUCGGACUCUCAUACGCAGAUGCGCACACGAACCCAAGUCUUGGCCAGUCAGAGCUACUGUCUCCCUAUUUUUUGAAUCUUAUUUAUUUAACACACCCGACAUCCACAUUCACACCCACUUACACACACACACACACACACACACACACACACACACACACACACACACACACACACGCUGGACGAGGUUGCAUUGCGCAGAAGUCAGCCGAAGAGGAAAAGAGGGGAAUCUCACAUAUCUGUUACUGCUGGGGAGACAGACUUGUAUUUAUUUCCACAGGUUUCAUAUGCACUUGCCCUCCUCGCCUUUCAUUCUUUCUUCCUUGUGUGGGGAAGAAAUGCACCAGCUGAUGUUCUCCUUCACUGUGAUUGGCUGAUUCAAAGCUGCUUUGGUAAACUGUGCCCCCUCCCCUCACCCCACCCUUCUCUCCCCACUGCUCUUCAUCUUCACUCUGCCAUCCUCUUCCUCGGUUUCUCCCACCUUCCCUCGGUUGCUUUCGCUCUCUCGAAGCUUCUCUUCUUCAAAGUGAAGUAACGAUUUAUGUGCAGGAGUGCUGGUGAGAUGAUAUUGGCCGAUAUCGUAAGACUGUUUCCUCUCAGAAAAAAAAGCAAAAAAGAAUGAAGAGAAAAAAUAUAAUUGUUGCACAUUUUAAAAAGUCUAUCAGGAUCAAAAUCGUUUUCCAGCACUUUUAGCAACAUAAACGCAUGUGUGGACAGAACCUGUAGCCCCUUUUCCCUUAAAGUUCACCGUCUGACUCAUGUUACUUUGUGAUGCUAACAAUGUAUCAAAAGAGGUUUAAUAAGCUGCAGAUGGACAAAAGAUAAUGUCUAGAAGGUGAAACAAUGUGGUAAUGUUUAACAGAAACUCUUGUUUGCAAAAAAUAUAUAUAAAUAUAGAUAAAUAUAUAUAUAUAUAAAAUGAAGAUGAUGAAGAGCAUGUGGGGGAGCUGUAGGGAUUUCUCUGGGGGGGACGGGACGCACCCCAUCGAACCAGAGGCUGAAUUUAAAAAAUAUAUAUUUCCAUGGAUAUCUCUUCAAAAAGACAUUGUGGAAAUUGUAUGAUAUUGUAUUUAUUUCAUUUGAUUUUUAAGAUUCUAUUUUUCUUUCAAGUUCUGUAUAUAUUGACAUUAAAGAUCAUUAUUGACAUGCA